CAAAGAAUUUUUGAAAGCUUUACUUCACUGGUCGCUUAUGUUCAUCUGCACUUCAAACAUGCCGUUUACUUCCUCAUUCCGGAAGAGUAUUUUGCCCGCUCUCCCAAACUUACUCUCUCUACCAGAGGCAUCUGUGGAAAAAGAUGAAAGUCUCAUCCUGUGCAUUCGAGAGGUACGAGCGUGUAGCCGAAAUGCACCCCGUGGGCCGUUUCUUCCCCAUCUGUCCAGUGCCUGCCUGCAUUAUUUAUUCUGCACACAACCACCUUCUUCCGAGUUUGAGUCCGCGAUUGUCUGCUAAGACUCAGCCGCUUAACUGCCCGUCCCUUUUGGCGGCCGCUUUAGCACGUGCGACGGCAGAUGAAGUCCUUCAGAGUGACCUUUCUGCACACCACUUGCCCAAGCACACGGACAGCCCGGAUGGCAUCCUGCAGGUAGAGACAGAGAAUUUGGCCCGAGUAGUGUUCAGCAAGCUCCACGAUAUCUGCAGCAGCUGGGUGAAGGACUUUCCUCUCCAGCCAAAGCCCCACCGUUACUAUGAAACGUCCAUCCACGCCAUUAAGAACAUGCGCCGCAAGAUGGAGGACAAGCACGUCUGCAUUCCGGACUUUAACACGCUCUUCAACCUAGAGGAUCAAGAGGAGCAGGCCUAUUUUGCAGUAUUUGAUGGCCAUGGAGGAGUGGAUGCGGCCAUCUACGCGUCCGUCCACCUCCACGUGAACCUGGUGCACCAAGAGAUGUUCCAGCACGACCCCGCAGAGGCGCUGUGCAAAGCCUUCCGGGUGACGGACGAGCGCUUUGUGCAGAAGGCCGCCAGAGAGAGCCUGCGGUGUGGGACCACCGGCGUUGUGACAUUCAUCCGAGGGAGCGUCUUGUAUGUGGCGUGGCUGGGGGACUCCCAGGUGAUGCUGGUGAGAAGGGGCCAAGCCGUGGAACUGAUGAAGCCGCAUAAACCCGAUCGAGAGGAUGAGAAGAAACGCAUCGAGGCGCUGGGCGGCUGCGUGGUCUGGUUUGGGGCCUGGAGAGUCAACGGGAGCUUGUCCGUCUCCAGAGCCAUUGGUGACGCAGAGCACAAGCCAUACAUCUGUGGAGAUGCAGAUUCCGCCUCGACCGUGCUGGACGGAUCGGAAGACUACCUCAUCUUAGCCUGCGAUGGCUUCUACGACACGGUGAACCCCGACGAAGCCGUGAAGGUGGUGGCCGACCACCUGAAGGAGAACAACGGCGACAGCAGCAUGGUGGCCCACAAGCUGGUGGCGUCGGCCCGCGACGCCGGCUCCAGCGACAACAUCACGGUCAUCGUGGUGUUCCUCAAAGACAUGAGCACGGCGGCGAGUGCCAGCGAAGAGUCCGAGUGGACGGAGAACUCCUUCCAAGGGGGGCAAGAGGACAGCGGCGACGACAAGGAAAACCACGGGGACUGCAAGAGGCCAUGGCCGCAACACCAGGUCUCGGCCCCUGCCGAUCUAGGCUACGAUGGGCGAGUGGAUUCUUUCACAGACAGAACUACCUUGAGCACAGGGUCCGAAAUCAAGGUCUUGGAAGAGCCUGGCGGCCUGGAUGCCAGGGAAACGGAAGCAAGCAAACUCCAGAGUGCCAAGCGCCUGUCCCCGGAUCAGGGGUUCAGUGCCGGUGUACCAAAGAGAGCGACCUUGGAUCGUGGCGCCCCAGCUGAGAACAAGGCCGUGGCCGGCCCCGUGCCCCACACGCAGGACCCCCCAGCCCUUCUCGGUGGCGGCACUGCACCCGCGCAGGAGGGCACCAUGGUGAGCAACCCCCCCGUCUCUCCCGACCUCGAAGGCGAGUGGUUCAAGUCCUGGGGAAGAAGAGCGUCCGUCUUCUCUCACUUUCAUUUCGGUGAUGCAAAGCGGUGGCAGCGGCUAGCCAGACUCAAGCCAAAGCUCCACCUGCUCCUCUUUGAGCAGAGGCCGUUUUCCCACGCCGAAGGAUUAGUUCUGCCUUCUCCCAGCAGUGUGAACGGCCGUAGAAGCAAGCUAGUGAGAAGCCGCCUCUGGCAGGGGUCCUCUAGUUGCCAGCCGGGCCAGGGGGAGCGCAUCCUGCUGAUGCUGAGGCAAAGUCACUGUAUAGCAGACCCCUGGCUGCUCUGGAGCUGUAAGAAUUAACCUGCUCCUGCGCCCUGCUCCGAAUAGCUAGGUUAGACAUUCACAGAGCAAGGAGUAAAUCAGAGCAAGCCCCGCAGAGCCACGUGAAGGUGGAAUACUCUCCGUGUAAAUAGAUCCUAGGAAUAAAAGUGUUUAAUCUAAAAAAAAAUAAGGGCUGGCACAGCUCGCCAGUCUCCAAGCAGUUUCACCGACACAUUCGUUCUCUCACACCCCGUCCCUCGCUUCAUUUGUUCGUUGGAACUGGAUACUGCCUACUGACUCACUGGACUAGAUAGAAAAGUGCUAUAUUUAAAGAGAGAUUGCAAAAAAAAAAAAAAAAAAAAAAAAUGCAAAACCAGCAAAUUUGAGGUAUACCUGAAUAUACCUGCAGUAUUUUCAGAGCGAUCCCGUUUUAAAAGAUGUCAGGUUUUGUAAGUGGGGUGCGAAGGGAACAGGAAGUCAUACUUAGUCCAGGUUGUGGGGGGAGGGGUGGCUUUAAGGUUAACAGGGCAAAAAAAAAUAUGGACGUAGGGUGCUUUGCAGGAAUAUUAUUUAAAAGCCAUACAGAGGUUUAAUCCGGCACUUGAGCACUCCCCGCCUCAGCUAUUUAUCCAGUAAAACUCAGAUCAAGGUAUAACUCGACCUUUAACUAUGCUUUGCCCUCUGCAACGUAGGCAAGAAUGAGGGAAUCAUAAUGUUUUGCAGUUUUUAAAGAUUAUUUCCUGUGACUCAAGUUAAAACUAUUAGAAGAAGGGGGCUUUUUGGGGGGUUGGGUGCUUAGUGACAUUUUAGUCUUUUAAACUGGAAAAGUAAUACUGUCAGAGCUGUCUGCAUUUAAUAAUAGCUGUGGAUCAUUCUUUUCGCCACUGUCUCCUCCCCAGUCCCUUUUAUCUCAGGUGUCAAACUGAUAUCAAGCUAGUGCAGAUGCAAAAAACGCUGCCCUGUGAACUGAUGGCGCCAGCCAGUUGCUGCGAGACCUUUUUUGCAUCAGUUCCGCUUCCCCAGUUAACAGAGUCUAACGUUCUUUGGCACAAUCAAGUGCUGGAGCGGCUUUUGGGCCCAGCUACUUUGCAUGGUCAUCUCAAGAGACUUUAAGGAUGUGAAGCGAAGCUGCUAGGGGACCCCCAGAGUGACUGGGCAUGUAAGUCGAUGGGAACGCGUGGAGGGGGCAGAGCCUGCGUUAGGAGAACCGCAGAAGGAACUGACAGUCCGGGAAUCUGGACGGUCAAUUGCCGGGGAUGAUGGGCUCAUUUGAGGAUGGCCUCCCCGUUUCUGUCCUUCAUCUGACCAAGUGAGACAGAACCUUUAAAAACGAGGCUGUUUUAGCAUUAAAGAACUACCUGGAGCACACAGGAAUCAGGCACUAUGUUAGGACAGGGCCUCUCGCUCGCUUCCUUGCUCACAUUCGCUCGGAUGGUCCGAAACGAAAGGCAUUCAGUUCACCCAGGGCUGAACACAGCUCAGCAUCUUGAGAUUUGCUCGCCACCGAACAGGUUCACUCACGGAUGCGCUCCGGCACGAGUGCAAGCCUGUACCAAUUUACCUAAGAAGUGGAAGGACGGCCAAUUAGGAAAUUCCUCUGGACUGUUAGUUUGUUUGUUUUAUUAAGCAACUUGAUUCCGUAAAGUGACUGGAUGGAAUAUGAAUAAAAAGCAAAUAAAGCAGGCUGAAGGUCUCAGGGUUACUUAUGCUGGGGGAGGGAGGAACGAACAGGAAAGGACCUCCGAGCUUUUACCACUUCUGUCAUCUGUAAGCCUUAAGUGCAUUGUGUUACAAAAUUGAGCGUGGUCGCGGAAAUGAGGACGGACGCAAGAGCGGCACGUGACGUCGGGCCGUCCCCACUGCUGGCUGGAAACGCGUCACAGCAGGAGAGGUGGCGCGUGCAGCCCCUUCCUGGGGAGAGCGGCGUGCUUCCACCGAGCGAGCAAGUGCGAUUCUUCGAAGGCGCGUCAACCUUUGAAAACGUGGCAGAUGCUUGACCCCUUCCCCCAAACACAGACAAAAUUGGAAAGUCAUAGCCUCAGCGUAUGCUCUCCCAUGUUUAAAGAAGCAAAACUCUGUACGUGUGGAUUCAUAAACGGAUUACCUACUGCUUGUCCUGUGUAUCCUUCCAAGAGGGAAUCUGUCAUCCACUCCUAGUGUGGUCCGGUACAAACCUUUGUUCCAGGUAAAUGGCAAGUGUUCAUUUCUUAUCACAUCGUGGUAGUGCGUAGGAUCCAUUCGUGGGGCGAAUUUCCCAUCCAUGGCAGAGUACCUAUUUAAAAGUAACUGUUCUUGGUCCAGUCUGCUGCUCGAUUCCACACACUAGGCAAAAAAGCGCUUUGUGACCUGCCGUGUUUUGUCUCUUAAUGCCACUGGUGAUAGGAAGUAGUUCUCUUCGGUUUGAACGCCUGUGCCCUUACUUGCUGCUUGCUGAUGUAAGCAAUAAAAGCUCCCCUUUCGGUUAAUGGUAUCUUCAUGUUCUGUAUCCUGUACUUUGAUCCUCUAGCUGGUAAGAAUGUACAAAAUAUAUAGCUAAAUAACUGUAUUUAUGAACUUACUGUUGGUUGUCUGUAAAGUGUUUUGUGAACCUGUGCAUUUUAAUAGUGGUGACGUUUGCCUAACAAGCCCUUUCUCCAAAAGAGCUGAAGUACCCCCAGUUCACACAAUCCGCAUCAGCUACGUGAGUCGUGUAGGAACACCGAAGUCGUGCGGGUGGGUGAUGGCAAGAGACUACGGGCUGCCUCCGCUGGAGGCUGCUCGAGGAAGGCUUGUGAGCGCAUUCACUGUGAGUUUCACGGGGAUUCCGUGAAUCCCUCUCCAACUGUCUCCUGCCUCCCGCCUUGAUGCUGAAUCGUGAGGAACAUCUCCUACCGCAGGAAGUGGAAUGGCCGAGCAGGAAGCCAUGCAUCCAUUUCAGCUGCAUUAACAGUUGUACAAAAAGGUAAAAUAUCUAUACGCUGAAGUGCCAUUAGUCAUCCUUGUCACUUAGAAGACAAUGACACCCCCCCCCUCCAUGGGGCUUAACCCCCUUUCCCACCCAUGAAAUGGAGCUUAUGCCUUCGCUCCCCUAAACGAGACCGGGAGGGGGAGGCAGAGGGGCGAGGGGGGAAGAGCGUGCCCCUCCCCUUAUUUUGGGGGCGCCUGCUCCCUCCCGCCGCUGCGAGCAGGUUGCAGCAGCCAGCACCUGGGUGCCCACCCCCACCACGUGCAGCUGCUGCUCGUUCGUACUCCCGCGUGUAGACCCUUUCACGGAGUUUAAGGUAACAGCACUACCUGCCUACCCCGGGCUCUUUGUAUAUACCGCUGUCCGAUAUACAAAGGCACAGUGCUUUUCCCCCCACCCCCAGAACCUCCUCUUAUUAAGCCAGAAAAAAAAAAAACUAUGCAGAGUACGUUUAUUGUUACAAGUUGGAGCUUUGGUUCAAGCAACCUUUUCCCUGCCCAGAAUUUUGGUACAGCCCUGUAGAGUCUGAACACCUGGCUCCAACAAGCACUAGCUCAUUCAUCUGCAGAAAAAGAGGAACAGAGAGAAGAACCUAUGGCGAUGGCCUGCCUAUACGUUAAGGGCCGUGUGCCUCUUCCCUAUAGCGUGGAUGGUUAACAGGACACGGUUACAUUUCGCACAGAUACGUUGUGCGUACUGUGUCAGGGAAUAAGUACAAGUGACAGACUAACCCUCUAAGUCAUUCUCACAUUACACUAAAAAUCAAUCUCCUAGAGCAGCCAGUAUUAAAACAGAAGUGUUGUGCACGUUAUCACACAAGAUAUGGGUUAACAACGUAAAUGAAGUUAUUGUACUUACCCUCGGCUGUUGCAUUUUUCCUUCCAGAAGCAGAAGCUAGAGAGGGAAAACCAGCUGAGUUUCAUCCUGACUAUUAAAAUGACACAUAACCAAGAAUGCCAAGUGUAUGAUCGAGCUCUCGUUGAAAGAUACUUUGCUGUCAGGAAACUAAUGAAGUGGGUCAGUUUAAUAGCAAUGACUUUACUACUGUGUUGGGACCUGUUAGUAACUUCGUUCCUAUAGCUCACAAGUUUAGUAGGAAUCAUGUAUUAGCCAUAUUUUAUUUAUUAAAGCUGUUCACAAAAGGUAAGGACUAUGUUCAACUUCUACCAAUAUCUUAAUAAAACAGCAAACAUUAA
Molecule: messenger RNA, 6221 nt
Organism: Varanus komodoensis (Komodo dragon)
Lineage: Eukaryota; Metazoa; Chordata; Lepidosauria; Squamata; Varanidae
Gene: PPM1E
Product: protein phosphatase, Mg2+/Mn2+ dependent 1E
Exons: 8
Coding region: 144-2120 (658 amino acids)
Biological process (GO): protein dephosphorylation; negative regulation of protein kinase activity
Molecular function (GO): protein serine/threonine phosphatase activity; cation binding
Source: RefSeq, a predicted model, not a curated record